Marchantia polymorpha subsp. ruderalis is the source of this 3714-nucleotide messenger RNA. NCBI's taxonomy places the organism in Eukaryota, Viridiplantae, Streptophyta, Marchantiopsida, Marchantiales, Marchantiaceae. The record is from the annotation of a GenBank genome assembly.
GCACGCUUGGACUCGGAGGCAUGACUGUUGGGCCACAGCGCAGCUGCAGAUCGACCGUGAUAUAGUGCAGGGAGAGGGAGUCCUUCAUUUCCUGGGAGAUUUGGAACGCAAUUCGACGGGGCGCAUCUCCAGGAGACUUGGCGAGGUUAGAGUGCAAAGGAGGGAGAGAAGAGAGAAUUUGCCGCGGGCGGAGCGCUCAGGGAUCCGGGGACUGGACUCAUCGUCUUUAUAACGUGGGAGAUCUAGAGCUCAGCAGCUAGCAUGGAUAUACAUACAUCGACAGACACACACUCACACACAGCCCUUGUUGAAUUCGAAAGCCGGACGUCCAGUUCGACUUUUGUUUGAAGCUUGGCUAGACUGCUCCGGACGCCCCCCCGGCAGCCACGAGACUGCUCAGAAUUCGGACCCUGGCACCAAAAGCACGGGAAUAUUUGGACCUUCGAUAAGACUUAUCUGCAACUUUGAACCACAGACUCGGCUGCGUGGUGUCGUUUUCUUUAGAAUGACGACUCGUUUCCCGAGUUCAUCGUGGAGAACGAAUCGAUCCAGCAGCCCAUAGGUUCCGCCGGAAGGUUAUAUUUGACCGGGUGGAUGAUCGGCCAGUCGGCGCCGUCCUGUUCUUAUAUUGGGCUUAUUUGAAGACGUGGUCUCGGAAUCUCAGUUCCUAUUGGCCAGUAUUCUCGGUACAAAGCUUCGGUCCUGGGGACUGCUGCUGCAAAUUCCGAACGAGGGAAACGCGAGGAAACACUCGAGCAGACGUGCACAUCGGUCCGACUAGCCACCCCGCUGCGAGAGCUUCGCAAAGGACAGCAGCGCAAACUUUCGGGGGUUAUGGCCUUCGAGAGAAGAGGACAUUCCUUGCAAUACCUCUCUGUGAAGCAGUAGACUCGCACUCGUCGGUUCCAGUCAGAUCCCAACGAGAUCUUCCAGGCACCUCAGGAUUCAAGGCCGCAGAAGAUUUUGAAGCCCCGUUGGAAUUCCGGUAACGAUCGGUCAUCAUGGUGGUCAAAGAAGAACAAGGCCCUGCGGCCACUGCAACCUCAGCCCCUGCUGCUGCAGGUGUGCAGUAUCAAGAGGGAUACGUUGUGAAUGACAGGGGAAUGAAGCAGUUUGUAUGCUGCUGGCAACCCGCUCACCAGGAGCCGAAAGCAUUGGUCUUCAUGUGUCACGGCUAUGGAAUGGAGUGUAGCGUGUACAUGAAAGAUAAUGGUGAGAGGCUUGCAAGAGCCGGAUACGCAGUUCAUGGUAUAGAUUACGAAGGACAUGGGAAGUCGGCGGGGAAGAAAUGCUUCAUUCCGAGUUUCGACAACCUUGUCUCGGACUGUACAUCGUACUUCCUCAGUAUCCAGGAUCGGAAGGAGAACAAAGACAAACGGAGUUUUCUGUAUGGAGAGUCGAUGGGAGGAGCUGUUGCCCUUCUCGUUAGUCGGAAGGAGCCCACCAGAUGGAAAGGGAUGGUGCUGGUAGCUCCAAUGUGCAAGAUUUCAGAAAAGAUGAGGCCUUCUCCAAUCGUGAUCGCCACGUUGUCGCGGUUGUCGUCACUCAUUCCCACGUGGAAAAUUGUGCCCGGAGCAGAUGUGUACGACCAAGCGUUCAAGCUCCCAGACAAACGCGAAAAGAUCCGAUCUAACAAGCUACUCUACCAUGGAAAGCCGAGAAUCAAGACCGCACUGGAGAUGUACCUCACAAGUUGUGACCUCGAGGAGCGUCUGGACGAGGUAACUCUGCCCUUUCUGCUGCUGCACGGGCAAGCCGACACGGUGACGGACCCGGAGAUCAGCAAAACGUUGUUCGACACGGCCAAGAGCUUCGACAAAUCCAUGAAGCUGUACCCGGGGCUGUGGCACGGCCUGACGGCUGCGGAAUCGGACCAGGACAUCGACAUGGUGUUCCAGGAUAUAAUCAACUGGCUGGACGAAAGGAGUCGCAGCAGCCCUGCCAGCUCCAGCGGCACCGGCUCCAGCCCGAUCCGGCAGUCGGAUCUCAGCGCCCUCGAUACCGAUAACAAAGCCAAGAUGGAAAUGGAUGCGAUGUGGCAAGUGUCCGAGUCCGGCCAUAAAGGUCAACACGACGGUUCGCUACAACCAGGGGCAGCAAAAUAUUAAAGUUCUUAGAACGAACGAGAGAACGAUGGAACGGAUGGAUGGAAUGGAUCCGGACGAGCUCCAUGCGUUGGUCCUUCGGAUCGAAAUGACCAUCACAUGGCAGGAUUGCAUCGGAUCUGUGGAGACCUGUACAGCUCACUCCACUACAGCAACACACUAUACUAAAAAAUCCCAUCGACCGAUCGACGAAAAUAGUAGCGACCUGUCAUUCAUACCCUGUCUCUGCUGAGGUUGGCCUGGCUCGGUUACAGCCCUGUCAAGAUCACGGUCACCUCUCUCCAGAAAUUUUGACACUGCAAUCUGUAUUAUAAAUCCCAUGACAGCGAGCGAACCUAGCGAUCCACAACGAAACCUCUGUUAGCUCUCAACCAUGUCCCUACAUCGAUCCAAAAGGUUUGGACCUCCGAAAUUCGUACCUCGGACCUCUCUCUACUCAAUCCUGAUACUUGAAAUAAGUUGAGAGGCCUACUAGCUCAUCUUCUUUAUACGGCAUCUACGGAUUUCAAAGCCAGCCUUGUGCUGCAACCUAUGUCAAGAGAACCCUUAGAGACCAUGUAUACCCACGUACAUACGAGCAUACAGGGAGAACUCAGCUACAUACUAACAUAUACAGCUAGCUGUGAUGCCAAAAUGCUGGACUACCAGUUCAGGCAGGCAACCAGCCUGCCUUAAUUGAUCGGCAACUUCGGUGCAUUUCAGGCGAACGGCAUGGCGUCAGCAGCAGCAAAACGUACAUAUCUUGGAAAUUUUACAAGGUUAUUGCCCUAGUGUAUUUCUGUGGGACUUGCAGUGUCGGCAUCAUGUCAGCAUCACAGAUAACGAGGUCUCUUUCCCGAUCAGUAACGCCGAAUCCAGCGGCUCUGCUCACUGCUUGCAGUUGUUUGCUGAAGUGAUGGAUAUAGUUGACUUGAACCGAUAAAUUUCUCCUUAGAACCUCGAGAUCGUCUUCACGUUUGGCAGUAAUUAGUCAGGGGUAAAGCGCACCUGUCCUGGUUUGCUCCUUGUGAAAGUUGUGGUCGUCAGGAGCUACGCACUAUACUAAGCACGCUUAUGGCGAUAUAAUAAUAAGUUAUCGUAUCAGCAGUAUUGUGCUGUGAGUUAUCAGCUUUUCCAUGCCCAGGUGCUGCCGUGUCGUCUCUGAGUCCUCUUCUUUUUCUGGACGGGAUCUCCGUCUGAAAUCGCCAUGAAUGUUCUUUUAUACUUCUUCCAGAGCUCGGGUCUAGGUCUGGAAACGUAGUCCAGUUUGUGAAGAGUGUGGCUGUUGACUAUCCGGAACUGUUUCUACGUCCUUUUGGUUGGGUCUUAUAUGCCAGCCAAAGGUCUAGAUCAGUCUAUCAAUUUCGGUACUUUCGGGUGAAUAGAAUCACUGAUAUAGUAAAACGUAAUUUUCUGGUCGCACUUGUUUCGGAUCCAAGAAGCUUAGACUGGUCACGAGGAAUUGAUCGUCUAAAGAUGACUUCAUACGGCUUGUGACUCUCACCCGGAGCGUUUUGAUUCAUCCAUUUUCCCAGAGAUGUAAGUAAAUUGUUGGGAUUGAGUCGAAUCCGAACGAAACACACAUCGAUGCACAUGAGAAGACUCAACUUUUUCAAUCCCAAGAACUGUC